Molecule: messenger RNA, 2679 nt
Organism: Platichthys flesus (European flounder)
Lineage: Eukaryota; Metazoa; Chordata; Actinopteri; Pleuronectiformes; Pleuronectidae
Exons: 11
Coding region: 117-1646 (509 amino acids)
Source: RefSeq, a predicted model, not a curated record
GGCCAGUGCACAUGCGCGCCGCGCAGAGGACGUUGUUAUCCUCUUAUCCUCAUUGACUCAAACACUCAUCAAUACUCUGCCGUGGAGUCGUGUUCUCACGCGUCCUUCAGGAGAAGAUGUCCCCCUAUGUCUUAUUCACGGCCCUCUUUGCCAUUCCCCUCGCUGGGGGUUUGGUCAUACCAGCGGAAAAAGAAGAAGUCCAGGGGGUUUGUGCUGGGAAGGAAUUUCAUCUGCCGGUGUACUCCACCUCCCGGACAGUGACAUUUACACCAGACCCUGAGGGACCGAGACGUGUCCUCCUGGAAAAAACCAUGGUAAAAGACCCUCGGUUUGAAUGGACCAGAGACAAGAUGUUGGUACUGAAAGAAGUGUCUCACAGGGAUCAGGGACUGUAUGCCAUCAAACUCUCCUCUGGAUUCACAGACGAGGCAGUUCGUCUGAUUGUUUCAGAAUGCAUUAAGUCCUACCGCAGAAACUACGGCGAGAACUUUGAGCACAACAUCCCUGAGAAUGGCUCCCUCCUGGAGUUCUCUCCCCGGGGUGCUCCGUCUGAGGCCAUGCCCAUCGUUCUCUGGAACCACACAGACCCCGGGACCGGCGAUCCGGGCCGGGGUCGACUGCUGCGAGGCGGGAAGGUCUGGGUGGCCAAGAGAGUGACGCAAGUGGACCAAGGCAACUACACUUUGAGAGACCCGCAGGGCAGGGUGCUGUCCCGCAGCACCCUCACCGUCCUCGGCCACUCAUUCAAUGUAACCCGCUUCAGCAAGGAGACUCUAAACCUGCCCCUCUUUCUCCCUGUUAAUCACACCCACCUCAAUUUCACCCCCACCCGAUACCCUAAUGAAUCCUCCAUGGGCCCUCUCGACCCAAAGCACCCCCGCAGACCUGUGCAGCUGAUCCGCAAGGGCCAAAUAUCCGACUACGACGUGCGCUACAGGGGCCUCAUCUCCCUGGGCAGAAAGGGUACCAUCAAUGAGGUAUUCAUAAGGAGGCUGAGCCCAAGGCAUGAUGGGCUGUAUGAAAUUAGAGAUGGAGAUGGCAACCUCGUGUCCUCCACCCUUUUAAAGGUGAUUGAAAAGGGAGACAUAUGGGAAGUAAUCCUUGGGGCACUCAAGGGCCUUUCUGGGAUGUUGGCAUCACUGGCUUGUUUAAUCAUGUUCAUUUCGCGCUUUCCAAAUUGGAACCGCACGCCAAGAGUUAACAUCCAGUGUGUGCAGGACUACAGUCAGACCAUCUCUGAGCCCUCAGGCUACUACAGUCCCUCUCAGCAGCCUGGAACACCUAGAGAAUGGACCCCGAGAGCGAGUCCUACUCACACUUUCCAGAGUUACACUCCGGUCAGAUCAGAAACUCAGAGAGCUGAGAACCAGGGAACACACAGUUUAACAGCGGAGAUCUCCCUGAGGUGUAUUUCAACCACUGAGAAGAAUGCAUCUAAUGAAGAAGCGAGGAGGAUUUCCUUCUCAGUGGCCGGGGCUUCAGAUUGCCUCCACUCGUCCGAGGACUGUGUUCAGUUCCAGAUCAAGACAGAUGGAGACAGAGAAAGGUGUAGCAAAGCAACACAAUACUUUUCCACAAUGCCGCUGGACACGAACACCUCGGAGUCCUGCAGCGUGUACACUUCAGAUAAACUGAACUUCUCAUAAAACAGAGAAUUGGAGCUGAACUGAACGAAGAAGAAACAUGAAGCAUUGACAACCAAUAGUUAUCUGGUGGAACAGAAAGAUCUCACGUGUGCCUUUUACAGCUUAGCCCAGUUUCCACGGGCUGGUUUCAAUGUUGCAUGUAAAUUAUUUAUUUAUUUCAUGUAAUUUUACCGAAGCAUGAGUGGAACUUUAGCCUUCAUGUCUUAUGUCAUCCAAAUCUUGCCACUGGUGCUCCUGAAAUCUCCUGCUGCUACCUACCUCCACACCCCUCAGGACCAUUCUUACCUGCCCUGUAUCUGCUGAGUGUGUGUAAACAUGUGGUAUGUUUGUGUGUGUAAUGUGAUCUCUAGGGCUAUGCAGGCAAUACAGUUAUGAUACACAGGUUAGCAAAAGGGAAUUUUUCAGAACUGUACAGUUAUUUAAGGAGUUUUAAACAUUACUCACUCUUGAUAACAAUCUGUUUUAAUGUUAAAUAUCUGUUCUGCAGACGGAUGGCGUCUACAAUAAUGUAGUGUAUUAACCCUCAAGGUAACGGUAGUAGUGGUUGUGUGAAAUGUAACAUGUUCCACCAAAUAGUUCAAUAGCUAGUUGAUCUGUGAAGUAUGUGAUAGGAAUACAAUAUCAUCACCACAUCUUUUUAGUCACUAAAGAGGUUGAACUGCUGAUUGAUAUAUUUUUUAUAAUAUUAACAUGUCAAACAAUAAACUGUAGCCUGUCUUUAACCCAAAUAUUUUCUAAUUAUUUUAAUCAAAUAUGAGGUUUGUUUUGACGAAUAGUUUUUAUUUUAUACAUUAGUUAUUAAUCUUAUUUGCUGUGGAUUUUUAUGAAUAUUUAGUGUGCAAAAGGAGGCUAUGUUUGUUGUUUGCUGAACUAAGCAAAAACUGAUCACAUUUUGGUGCGAAUCUGUGACAGGGGGCGUAUCCAGGUAUUUUUCUUACUUUCGUUGAUAUUGUGUUAUUGGAAAUGUAUGAACAUUUUCAUUGAUUUUUUUUAAAGAAGAGUGCAAUGAUCUUGAUAAAUUUUAGGAAGAUGA